Quercus robur (English oak) is the source of this 1510-nucleotide messenger RNA. Its product is annotated as amino acid transporter AVT6C-like. The coding region runs from base 79 to 1383 and encodes 434 amino acids. The record is from RefSeq and is a predicted model, not a curated record. Gene Ontology annotation, biological process: amino acid transmembrane transport. The transcript is spliced from 5 exons. Lineage: Eukaryota; Viridiplantae; Streptophyta; Magnoliopsida; Fagales; Fagaceae. Gene Ontology annotation, molecular function: amino acid transmembrane transporter activity.
ACGUAGGAGAAGACAACAAUCUUAAACCAAAAAAAAAGGGUCUUAUUUCAAAGCUAGUAGGAAAAAACUAUUGCCGGGAUGUCACCGGCCGCCGGAAUAAACGUGCCACUCCUACCAGAACACAAGCCGAAGAUAGAGAUAAAGCAUGCAACGCUACCGGGGGCGGUGUUUAAUGUGGCAACGAGUAUAAUUGGUGCUGGAAUUAUGUCAAUUCCGGCCACCCUUAAGGUGCUAGGUGUAAUUCCAGCUUUUUUGCUAAUAGUGAUUAUUGCUAUGCUGGCUGAUGUGUCAGUGGAGUUUUUGAUGAGGUUUACACAUUCGGGUCACUCAAGAACUUAUGCUGGUGUCAUGAGGGAGUCUUUUGGUCGUGGAGGAGCUGUGGCUGCACAAGUUUGUGUCAUGGUUACAAAUCUUGGGUGUUUGAUCAUGUACCUUAUUAUUAUUGGGGAUGUCCUCUCUGGAAACCAGCCUGAAGGAGUAGUGCACUUGGGCAUUUUACAACAAUGGUUUGGCAUUCACUGGUGGAACUCGCGUGAAUUUGCUUUGCUAGUCACCGUUGUCUUCAUUAUGCUUCCAUUAGUACUGUUUCGGCGAGUAGAAUCAUUGAAGUUCAGUUCAGCAAUAUCGGUUCUACUAGCAGUAGUGUUUGUUGGCAUAAGUUCUGCAAUGGCAAUCUCUGCACUCCUGGAAGGGAAGACAGAGACCCCGAGAAUGCUACCUCACUUGGACAACCAAGUCUCAUUCUUUGACCUUUUCACUGCUGUCCCAGUCAUAGUGACAGCCUUCACAUUUCAUUUUAAUGUUCAUCCAAUUGGCUUUGAGCUUGGCAAGCCUUCUGAUAUGAUCACAGCAUGUCGAAUAUCACUAGCACUUUGUGCUGCCAUAUACUUUGCCAUUGGUCUAUUUGGGUACCUAUUAUUUGGGGAUUCAAUCAUGCCAGACAUACUUGUCAAUUUUGAUCAAAAUGCUGGUUCAGCAUUCGGUUCUUUACUUAAUCAAAUAGUUCGGUUAAGCUAUGCAUUACACAUUAUGCUGGUGUUUCCUCUUUUGAACUUCUCGUUGAGGGCCAACAUAGAUGAAUUCCUUUUCCCUAAGAAGCCUCUCUUGGCCACAGACACAAAAAGAUUUUUGUUCCUCACCCUUGUUCUAUUAGCCAUCUCCUACCUAGCUGCAAUUGCCAUCCCAAAUAUAUGGUACUUUUUUCAAUUUCUUGGAUCAACCUCUGCAGUCUGCCUAGCCUUCAUUUUCCCUGGUGCAAUUGUUAUCAGGGAUGUUCAUGGUAUAUCAACAUCAAGGGAUAGGAUUGUGGCAGCAGUAAUGAUUAUUCUGGCAGUAGUAACAAGCACAAUUGCCAUUUCCACAAAUAUAUUCAGUUUAUUUUGAAACGAGUUAUAUUUCACCCUCAACCUUUUUGAGUACGGUAGAGGUGUUUGUAUAUUUGUGUGUAUUCUUCAAAUUUUGUGGCAUGAGAUUUUAGAAUCUAAUGGCAAGAAGAUGCAGAUUAUGAUAA